AUGAACAUGCGAAAACAGGAAUCAAAAGAUCUUCUCGGGCUUCUACUAUUUAUUAUCUACAGUCUCAGUAAACCGAGUGAAGGUAAGAAAGACAGUCUUCUUAUUGAGGCCGGCUAUAAAACCAGGUUUAUCAUGCAAUUCAGUGUUUUAAACAUAAUCACGUUGAUAGCAAUCUCAGUUAAAGCAGACUCGAAAUGUCUAGAAAUUAGAAAAUUAUGUUUUACAAUGCUUCAAACAACCGUUUCGGAAAUGAUAGGACUAUCAAACUGAUGCUUUCUCUGAAGUUAAUUCGUCACGCUAGGAUAGAGGCUCGGCAUCUAAGCAAAUCAUUUUGUUAAACUCUGGCGAAGCUUAAAUAUCACAAUUUUUAUGCCCCGUCCCUCAAUCAAAAAUGCUUGCUUGUUUAACCCUGGCAUUUUUAUACAAUUUUGUAAAACCUUUCAGCCUGGUCUGCUUAUAUCUGGGAGGCUCAUAUAGGCGAAAUUAAACAGGAAGUCUUGAAACGAGCUGAUAAGUUGCAAAUAUUGAAUGCGACUUUCGUAUCUUCUGAAGAAUUAGGGAGAUCGAGGAGAGGGUUUAGCCGGAUAACACCCAGCAUGAUUCCUAGUUUAAAAAAGAGCUUUAAAAACCCAAAACAACUCAACCUCAUCCCCAGCUCUUCUAUGUUAACAGUUCAAUCAUUUGGCAAUUUCGCUGCACGAUUGACGUCAUCAGUUGACGUAUCGCAAAGUUCUUUUAAAUUUGGUCGACAGAAGCUGGUUAUGAUGAAUUGUGCGUAAUAAUUUGUAAAGGAGAAAUAUUUUGAAUGAAUAAUAACACCUCGUAGUACACCUCAUUUCACCGAAGGUUAUGCCAUUCCACAAGUCUUGCCACAUUCCUUUCCGCAAACGUCUUCUGUAUUUUGCCCUCACCGAAUAACUCCGAACUUUGUUUUGAUUCAAUGUUCGAAACAUAAGUGUUAACGUGUGCUGCUAGGGAGAAGGACCAUUGGGAAAAAAUAUCAGGGGUGGGUAAAGAAGAAAUUAACAAAACAUUCAUGCUGGGGUGGGUGAGUCGAAAUGAAACAAUUCAAGGGGAAUGUUAACGACAAGUAAUUUAUGCUGCUCGAAAACUCGAUCCCCACCCUCCCCCUGAUGACUUUUUCUAAUGAGUCCUAAAAGUCUAGUCUGUAAAAGUUAACUGUAGACAAACAGUAGCAAACAUAAUCACAUUGCUAUUUUAAUAUGACUUUUUUAGCAUCAUUUCCGUGUGGUAUCGAUGGAGAUGUGAUAAACGUUCAAUUAAACCACAACGAAGACAUUUGUCUCUACGUUAACGCCACCAAUAAUCGAUUCAGCUGCCAUUUUGCAAAUGGAAAAAAUGAUUNUUGCAAAUAUUGAAUGCGACUUUCGUAUCUUCUGAAGAAUUAGGGAGAUCGAGGAGAGGGUUUAGCCGGAUAACACCCAGCAUGAUUCCUAGUUUAAAAAAGAGCUUUAAAAACCCAAAACAACUCAACCUCAUCCCCAGCUCUUCUAUGUUAACAGUUCAAUCAUUUGGCAAUUUCGCUGCACGAUUGACGUCAUCAGUUGACGUAUCGCAAAGUUCUUUUAAAUUUGGUCGACAGAAGCUGGUUAUGAUGAAUUGUGCGUAAUAAUUUGUAAAGGAGAAAUAUUUUGAAUGAAUAAUAACACCUCGUAGUACACCUCAUUUCACCGAAGGUUAUGCCAUUCCACAAGUCUUGCCACAUUCCUUUCCGCAAACGUCUUCUGUAUUUUGCCCUCACCGAAUAACUCCGAACUUUGUUUUGAUUCAAUGUUCGAAACAUAAGUGUUAACGUGUGCUGCUAGGGAGAAGGACCAUUGGGAAAAAAUAUCAGGGGUGGGUAAAGAAGAAAUUAACAAAACAUUCAUGCUGGGGUGGGUGAGUCGAAAUGAAACAAUUCAAGGGGAAUGUUAACGACAAGUAAUUUAUGCUGCUCGAAAACUCGAUCCUCACCCUCCCCCUGAUGACUUUUUCUAAUGAGUCCUAAAAGUCUAGUCUGUAAAAGUUAACUGUAGACAAACAGUAGCAAAGAUAAUCACAUUGCUAUUUUAAUAUGACUUUUUUAGCAUCAUUUCCGUGUGGUAUCGAUGGAGAUGUGAUAAACGUUCAAUUAAACCACAACGAAGACAUUUGUCUCUACGUUAACGCCACCAAUAAUCGAUUCAGCUGCCAUUUUGCAAAUGGAAAAAAUGAUUGCAGUGGAAACUAUAGGCAAGACAGAUUAUGUACGGAUGCAAUUACUCAUGCAAGCUACAAAAGUGGAAAAUUGCGUUUCCCAGUUAAUUUGAGUAAGACGAACUGCACAAAAAUUUAUUUUAUGCGGCUGCAUUACGACGAUAAAAAUAAACCUCUGAUUUGUGAACUCCCCUGUUCAUUAUUCCAAGGUAUGUGAUAGAUUCAGUUACAUUGGCUAGUAGUAGGUAAUUAGGCAACUUCCGAGUUCAAGAAACCACGCUUUCAAAAUGAGGCCAAAGAGUGCACAACCUUUCUUGUGAAAAUGAGUUUUAUUUGCACUAGAAUGAAAAAUCAUUUCCAUAUGAAAGGCUGAGCACUUAACCUCGUUUUAAUACAGAGGUACGACGGGAACUCGGAAAUGGAAUAUUGCAAUAAUAUUGGCGUAGAAAAAUGGUAAGAGGGAAAAGGGAAAAAAAGGAAAAGGCCAAAUAAGAAUAAAUUAGGUUUACUGAUAAGACGACGCCCGAAAUAACGAACCUCUAUAUAACACAGUCCUCGAUAAAACGAACGAUAUUUUCUGCCUUAAUUAAAAAGUAUAUAGAAAAGAAGCUCGAUCAGACGGAGCCUCGUUUUAUCGAACGUAUUUUGUUGUAUAUGGCCUGCUUUAAAAUUGUUUCAAACGUCUAUGCGGCACAUGAAUUGUUCUUAUAGUGGUUUAUUAGUAAGCUACUCAGUCUGCUAUUUGGCUUUUUCCCUUUUUUAUUCUUCCUUUAAGCAUUUUUCUAAGACAACGUUGUUGCAACUAGAUGUAACUAGCAAUUAUUGAAUGAGGGUGCUUAUGAUCUGAAGAAUUCAUAUUUUAUCAUAUAGACACGAGUGUUUUACUGGAAAAUAUACCACUCGUAAAAUUCAUAAAAACUACAUCCGGGACCCGAGUGGUUUAUUUUCCAUAAUCUCACACGUGAGUUUAUCGAUGACGUAAUUUCCGUUCGGUAAUUUCCCUUCGAAAUUUGUAGGCGUCUUGCGCCUUUUGAAUUUUACUUACACAUUUUUCAAAGCUUUCCUUAUAUUUUGUCAUCGUAGAGCCCUAUUCAGCUCAGUGUUAUUUCUCAAGAUUAUUGUAAAAAAUGUCUUAUAUUGCUGCACUGUAAAUUUGAGCCGUCACGAGUACUUUUUGGCGCAGAAAACUCUAUCAUUUUAUCGACGUCUUUUUGUCUAUAUAAUAAAAAAAACAUUACACGGCGGCUUGAAGAUAUGAAUUUUAUUUUCGAGUGGCAAAACAAUAUUUUACGAACGAGCGCAGCGAGUGAGUAAAAUAUUGUUUUGCCACUCGAAAAUAAAAUUCAUAUCUUCAAGCCACCGUGUAAUAUCCUCUAUAUAAAUAAAUGCAGAUCUCAAAGGGCAUGUUAUCUUAACUGACCCCCUUCGAUCUGCAUGUUAACAUUGAAACACCCUACAAGAUCUGUGUAAUUGUCAAGUUGCAUAUUUUCUUAUGUUCUUUGUAGUAUGUUCUGUGAAAUUGUCGUUCUUGUUUAUUUCUUUUCAUAUUUGUUUAUUGGUUUUCCUGGUCAGGUGAUUAUUCCAUAUCAAUGAUCUCCUUCAGAUUCAAUCAUUUCUAACAUUUUACUUUCGCGUCUUUGCAACUAAGAAAUUCGCGUUAAGUUGAAGUAACUUGUCAGUUGGAUAAUGAUCAAUAAAAGAAUAUCAAUGCAUAUAUUAUCUUUCUAAUUCAUAUAAUUGCAGCUAAUUCCACAACAGUCUCGCCUACUUUGCCAUCAUCAGCCCUUCCAACGACGAUACCAGAUUCUCCCACACCUUCUUCAGCUACAAGUAAGUAUUCAGUUAAAGUGGCUCGAGCAGGUACCGAUUUUUCAGUCACAACACCUGUAUUGUAUUCUCUUUGAACUAAAAGUCCUAAAAUUUCAUUAUUACUGAGAGAACUGUUCCGUGAGUUGAACGAUUCCCAAUAUCUCAAAUAGUGCUGAGACAUGAUAUUUUUCAUUUUAUUUUGAAAAGUUGGUAGCACUGAAAUGGGUUACCCUCUUGUAUAAUGAGUCUAAUUUUAAACGUUUUAUUGCCUUGUAAGCAUCCCCUGGAUUCAAGCAAAUGUCAAACAUCUUUAAAGUCAAAAGCUAAAGUUACAAUCUGUAAUUUAUAUCAGUGUGAUUGAUUUAAACAAAACAAGUAGAUUUGUUGCCAGAAAAGUAGGGGAUGCUGGAGGCGACAAGGAUUGCUGUUUUUUGCAACUGAGAAAUCCGCGUCUUUUUUAAGUUUUGCCAGUUAAAUGGACGACGUUAUUAGACUAUGGUGACAAGUUGAAGUAAUUUAUCGGUUAAAUAAUGAUCGAUAAAAGANUUCUAACAUUUUACUUUCGCGUCUUUGCAACUAAGAAAUUCGCGUUAAGUUGAAGUAACUUGUCAGUUGGAUAAUGAUCAAUAAAAGAAUAUCAAUGCAUAUAUUAUCUUUCUAAUUCAUAUAAUUGCAGCUAAUUCCACAACAGUCUCGCCUACUUUGCCAUCAUCAGCCCUUCCAACGACGAUACCAGAUUCUCCCACACCUUCUUCAGCUACAAGUAAGUAUUCAGUUAAAGUGGCUCGAGCAGGUACCGAUUUUUCAGUCACAACACCUGUAUUGUAUUCUCUUUGAACUAAAAGUCCUAAAAUUUCAUUAUUACUGAGAGAACUGUUCCGUGAGUUGAACGAUUCCCAAUAUCUCAAAUAGUGCUGAGACAUGAUAUUUUUCAUUUUAUUUUGAAAAGUUAGUAGCACUGAAAUGGGUUACCCCCUUGUAUAAUGAGUCUAAUUUUAAACGUUUUAUUGCCUUGUAAGCAUCCCCUGGAUUCAAGCACAAUGUCAAACAUCUUUAAAGUCAAAAGCUAAAGUUACAAUCUGUAAUUUAUAUCAGUGUGAUUGAUUUAAACAAAACAAGUAGAUUUGUUGCCAGAAAAGUAGGGGAUGCUGGAGGCGACAAGGAUUGCUGUUUUUUGCAACUGAGAAAUCCGCGUCUUUUUUAAGUUUUGCCAGUUAAAUGGACGACGUUAUUAGACUAUGGUGACAAGUUGAAGUAAUUUAUCGGUUAAAUAAUGAUCGAUAAAAGAAUAGUAUUGCAUAUACAUUAUCUUUCUAAUUCAUGUAAUUGCAGCUAAUUCUAUGACAGUCUCGGCGCCUCCUUCGCAAUCAUCAGCCCUUUUAACAACGGUACCAGGUUCUCCCACAACUUCUUCAGUUACAAGUAAGUACUCAGUUGAGGUGACUCACUAUUGAGAGAACUGUUCCGUGAGUAGAACGGUUACCAAUAUCUCAAAUAUUUGCUGAGAUAUGACAUUUUUCAUUUUGAAAAGUUAGUAGCACUGAAAUGGGUUGUAUUAAUAAGUAGGUCUAAUUUUAAAUGUUUAAUUGCCUUGCAAGCAUUACCUGGAUGAUGUAUUACCAAAAAUUAGCUUCAAGUGGCCAAAAAUGAAAAAAAAGAAAUAGGGAUACUCUUUUUAAAAAAAGUAUCAAGUGGCUCUGAGGUACUUACAUUAAUACAUUUUUUUUAUGUUGCCAUCGGCUCGAGAAAUAUUUGUCUCUGCAGCUAAAGACGGUUUUUAGCGUUUUACUCCUCCUGUAAAGCUCUUUCCGUUGAUAGAAUUCUGACUUUAAAAUUUAAGAUUUAGUUAAGGUCACUUAAAAAUCUAAACAUUAUUUGGUCAAUAAUCUUAGAAUUUAUAUCUGGCAAAUUUGUUAGAAUUAGACCAAAUGACCGAUUUCGGGAUUUUCGAUUUCGUCUCGUACUACCGUUCCCUAAUGGCCCUUCACUGCGAUGAUUUAUUUUAAGUUUAAGUCUGUUUUUAAAUUUGUCUUUGUCUUCUCAGUGUAGUUAGUUGACAAUAGUCAUGGAUCGGCUUAAUACUUAUUGCACUACCGAAUUUGUCGUUGUUUUUUAUUCAGUUUAUUUUUCUUCUCCGAUGACUAUUCUACAUCAAUGACGGCCUUUACUGGAAAGUAAUUAAUGAUCUUUGACUUCAGAUUCAGUCAGUUCUAACAUUGUUUCUUUCUUGUUUAGCAACUUAGAAUUCUGCUGUCAUUUUUUUAGGCUUCGCCAGUUAUCAAUUGACUACGUUUUUAGACUAUGCUGACAACUUAAGUUGAAUUAACUUUUAUUAGUUGAUAAUGAUCGACCGAUCGAUUGAAUGAUGCAUAUGUUGUGGUUCAAUUUUAUCCUUGGUUUAAGUGUUAUUUUUUUUUUGUUUCAGACUCAUUAUCAUGUCAUUAUCAUAAAACAUUACCAUACCCAAAAACAAAAGAAAUUCAAGCCAAGUUUAAAAUUGAACCACAACUUAUACAUGUUUAUUAUCUUAGUUUGUUGUUCAUGUAAUUGCAGCUAAUUCCAUAACAGUCUCGUCGCCAUCAUCAGCCCUUCCACUGACAACGAUACCAGAUUCUCACACAACUUCUUCAGCUACAAGUAAGUACAGAGGAGCCCCGCCUUACGGCCACCUCGGUAAUAAGGUCACCUCAUUAUUACGGCCACUUUUUUGUUGGCCGCCAGGCAAAAGCGACCAUACAUUUUCUUGUAAAGAAACCUUCGUCAAUACGGUCACCUCGUCGUUACGGCUAAAUUUUUUUGGCCCAUUGGUGACAGUAUUUACGGGGUUCCACUGAACUCAGUUUAAGUGGAAUGACCCGGUUGUAACACCUAUAUUGUAAUCUCUUGGACCUAAAGUCCUUUUCUGAUGAUAUAAAUAUGACUUUGAAAUUUAAUCAAGUGCACUUAAAAAUCUUAGCAUUAUUUGGUUAACAAUCUUAAUAGACUAUCUAGCAACUUUGUUAUAACCGAUCUUAGAGGUGGUUUAGCCCCGUAGCACCUUUCAUAGCCCUUCAAUUUAUUCUCUCUUGGAUAUAGUCAGUAUUUUUAAAUUUAUCUAAUGGAUGUACUGUCGUCUUGCAGGUGAGAACAGUCAUGGAUUGGCUUUACAUAUUGUACUACCUGCAAUAGGUUCUUUGGCAGUUGUCAUUGUGAUAAUAGCUGUAUGCUUGUACUGCAGAUACCACAGUAAACAUAAACGGGGAAUUAAAUUGCCGAAUACAGAAGAAAUCAGUGCUGUCUAA
This is a messenger RNA of Porites evermanni, 7286 nucleotides long. The record is from the annotation of a GenBank genome assembly. Lineage: Eukaryota; Metazoa; Cnidaria; Anthozoa; Scleractinia; Poritidae.